AUGGUCAAAGCAAUCCGAGGCUCGCUCGUCAAGUGCGACGCGUCCAUCAAAGCCAUGUUAGUCGACAUUGACAGCAAGAACAACAACGAGUUCAUCAUCGAGGAGCUGGAUGAGGAGCACAUUCUCGUGAAAGAGACCAAGAUCAACGAGCUCAAGGCGCGCUUGAACGAGGUAAGCAUGGCCGUGACGCCAUCAAGUUCACUGGCUAACUUCACGCAGAUGAUGCGACAGCGAUUGAAGGAGCCCGAAAGCUCGGAUUCAGAAUAA
Parastagonospora nodorum SN15 is the source of this 267-nucleotide messenger RNA. RefSeq lists its product as hypothetical. The transcript has 2 exons. Gene Ontology annotation, biological process: nucleotide-excision repair; transcription by RNA polymerase II; nucleotide-excision repair, preincision complex assembly. NCBI's taxonomy places the organism in Eukaryota, Fungi, Ascomycota, Dothideomycetes, Pleosporales, Phaeosphaeriaceae. Bases 1 to 267 code for a protein of 88 amino acids. The record is from RefSeq and is a predicted model, not a curated record. Gene Ontology annotation, cellular component: transcription factor TFIIH core complex; transcription factor TFIIH holo complex.